CGGUUCCGUCCCAACACGGAAAUGCGAAGCGGCGACGGGAGAAGUGACACCGUGGUUGUCAUGGAUGUAAAGCACCGCUACGAGCUCUGACUUCCCUCUGUGUUUGUCCUCGUCCCGCUCCGGCUUCAGCCGCCAUAAAACUUCCGCUGCUAGCUCCUCCACAGAUGGAGGAGUUUGACCUCUGUGGCUAGUUUGGUAGCUUCGUCCGGAGUAAUGAGUGUUGUGGGGGUCACCGGGGCUGUGGGCCGCCUGCUGUUGGCUCUGCUGCUGUUGUCCUGGGAGGGAAGACUGGUCCAGGUUGGAGGGGUCAGAUCCGUCACCCUCCCAGAGUCCCUUCUGUUUGUCUCAACGCUGGACGGCAGCCUGCAUGCCGUCUCCAAACAGUCAGGAGACAUCAAGUGGACCUUAAGAGAAGAUCCCAUUAUUCAAGUGCCCGUCUACCUCACAGAGCCAGGCUUCCUACCAGACCCCAAUGAUGGCAGUUUGUAUGUGCUUGGUGGGAAGCACAAGGAAGGUUUGAUGAAACUGCCUUUCACCAUCCCAGAGCUGGUUCAGUCAGCUCCCUGCCGAAGCUCUGACGGCGUUCUCUACACAGGUAAAAAGCAGGACGUGUGGUUUGUGGUUGAUCCUGAAACAGGCGAGAAGCAAACCAGUUUAACCACCUCCUCCUCUGAAUCUAUCUGUCCCAACACCCCUCUGCUCUACAUAGGACGAACAGAAUACGUGGUUACCAUGUUUGAUACCAAGACACAAGAGCUGCGCUGGAACGCCACGUACAACGAUUACUCAGCUCCUCCUUAUGAUGAGAAACAAGACUACAAAAUGGCCCACCUGGUAUCAAGUGGUGACGGUCUUGUUGUGACAGUAGACAGAGAGUCAGGUGAUGUCCUGUGGAGUCAGAACUUUGGCUCGCCUGUCAUCGGCGUCUACCUGUACUCCGGUGACUCACUGAGACACGCCCCUCACUUGUCCCUCGCCAUGGAAACGCUACGCUUCCUCACAUUUUCCUCUGCCAGCGACCAGACAGACGCACACUCCACUUUGAAGUGGAGUUAUCAGUUUGUGAAGGAACAAGCCAGUGCACAAGCACAACUAGUACCCACACUCUAUGUAGGAAAGCUGGAUUCCCACCUCUAUGCCUCGACUUCCCUUGUCCACCAAGGAGUCUCGUUAGUGCCUCGGGGACUGACCUUGGCUCGCAUCGAAGGCCCAGUGACGGCUGAAGUGACAGUCAGAGAGAGAGGAGAGUGCGAGAUCACACCGUCGACUGAUGUGCGUUAUCCACCAGGAAGCACAAACAGCCACAAGAACCACUGGCUGCUGAUAGGCCACCAUGAGCUCCCUCCAGUAGCCCACACCACCAUGCUGAGGGAUUUCCCAGUCAGCCUGCAGCGCUCUGGUGAGGCGGUCAUCCCCCCUCGAUCCUCUGCCUCCCCUGCCUCAUACUACCACGAGCGCUACUUUCAGACAGUUGCUGGUGGCCAUAGCGACGUUAAUGCUAACAAAGGAGGCGCUGAUGGGAGCACAUCAGGACAGGCUCAGAGGCCGGCCACGGUGCUGCCAGUCUACAUGACUCAGGACCGUCUGACGCUGGCUGUGUUGACACUGCUGCUGGGAGGAUGGCUCGCCUUCGCACUCACAUAUCCCACUCGCGCAGCCCAGCAGCUAAAAGCUCAAAGGCAGCUUGAAGAGGCUUUUGAGUCUCGUCUCCAGCAAAUGCAGACAAAUAUGCAGACCAGCACGCAGACAAACACUCAGACGGCGACCUCGGUUUCCUCAGAUGUGACCCUUUCUACGGACGCAAACGUCUCCAGUGACUCCCUCACUGCAUCUCCAGACCCUCCACCUGGUCCUCACAGUCACAACAACAGCACCUCAGAUGGAGAUAAAAAUGGCUCGUCUGGGCAAAACCUCGCAGCAGAGGGAAACAGUGAGGAGGUUCAGGUGGGAAAAAUCUCCUUCACCACCGCUGAGGUGCUCGGACACGGCACAGCAGGAACUUUUGUCUUCAGGGGUAAAUUUGACGGACGUCAUGUGGCCGUGAAGCGAAUCCUGCCGGAGUGUUUUGAGGUUGCAGAGCGAGAAGUUCAGCUUCUCCGAGAGUCCGACACACACCCGAACGUCAUCCGAUACUUCUGCACUGAGAGAGACCGCCUCUUCACCUACAUCGCCAUCGAACUUUGUGCUGCCACCCUGCAGCAGUAUGUGGAGGAUCCGUCGUGCUUUUCUGAGCUGAGUCCCAUAACUCUGCUGGAACAGACCAUGUGUGGCCUCUCACACCUCCAUUCACUCAAUAUAGUCCAUCGUGACCUGAAGCCCAGAAACAUCCUCCUCUCCGGUCCCAGCGCUCUGGGUCGAGUCCGAGCUCUCAUCUCAGACUUCGGCCUCUGUAAGAAGAUCCCAGAUGGUCGAAGCAGCUUCUCCUUGCGGUCAGGAAUACCUGGAACUGAAGGGUGGAUCGCUCCAGAGGUGCUGCGAGAUACACCUGGAAACAAACCGACAGCAGCAGUGGACGUGUUCUCUGCAGGCUGUGUGUUUUACUACGUGAUCAGCAGGGGGCAGCACCCCUUUGGAGAUGCAUUGAGACGACAGGUCAACAUCUUGUCGGGAGAAUAUUCACUCUCACAUUUUAUGGAGGAUAUACAUGAUGACGUCAUAGCACAGGAUCUGACUGAGCAGAUGAUCAGUGCGGAGGCAGAAUCUCGGCCCUCCACCGCCUGCGUCCUCAAACAUCCGUUCUUCUGGAGCCCAGAGAAGCAGCUUCUCUUUUUCCAGGAUGUGAGUGAUCGCAUCGAGAAGGAGCCGGCAGAGAGUCCAAUUGUGGUCAGACUGGAAACUGCAGGAAGAGCAGUGGUCCGAACCAACUGGAGGAUGCAUAUCUCUGUUCCUCUACAGACAGACUUGAGGCGGUUCAGGACAUAUAAAGGAAACUCAGUCAGAGACCUGCUGAGAGCCAUGAGGAAUAAGAAGCAUCACUACCAUGAGCUGCCGCCGGAGGUGCAGGAGACUCUGGGUGAGCUGCCCGAAGGCUUCGUCAGCUACUUCACCUCUCGGUUUCCACGACUGCUGAUGCACACUCACGCUGCUCUGCACAUCUGCUCACAUGAGAGACUGUUUCACCCCUACUAUCUGCCCCCCACUUUCAAGUAGCUCGCACAUGACUCUGCACUGUGCACUCCAUGGCACACAGACAAGUAAAAAAAAAAACCUGACAGUACCAUGUUAUUGCUUUUGUAAAGCAUACUGUUAUUAGGGAAGAAGUUACAGUGCUGUGAAGAAUGCCUUGGGUUGUUUUUUAAAUUAAUUUUAAUGUAUUUUAUUUUGUACUCCUCCACAGGCUGCAUACAUUUGUAUUAAUAAUGUUUUAAACUAUAUAUUUUAAUGAACACUCCCUUUCUGUGGCCUCUGGAGUGCCGCUUCGCUCUGGUUUUGUUUUCGGGAAGCAAAACUAAAUAAAAUAGGAAUUGAAUUGUUAUUAAAAAUAAUACAUGAUAAAUCAGUGGAGACAUUUUAAAUAUUCUGCACAUAAUGUACAUUCAAAUAAUUGUAAUGCAGCCAUUUUGUGUCAGCGCUGCUCGGAUCUCAUGUUCAGUCGAUACAGACUUUAAAAUCAGAAGAAAACUUAAGGACUUUGUCGCAGCACUGUAGGUAACGCAGCUGGUUUAAUAACGAUGAAACCUCGUGUUUCUGUUUCCAGAACUUGUGUUAGGAGACUGAAUCGAACCAGUUAGUUUAAACAGUUCGCUCCUCUUUUGGUUCCUGCUGCUUCUGUUAGCUCUCUGCAAAAAGACUCUGAGAUGUUGACCUGCAGUUUGUUUGUAUUUGGUGUGUCUGCAGCUGAACACCGACUGUACUUAUCCACUAAAAGCACCGCAGUUAAAAUGUGGGCAGCGUGCAUAUGCUGGGAAAGUCUGAUUUAUGACCAGAGUGAGUGGGUUGUGAUGUAAGAAUGACAGAUUGAAGUUAUAGACACAUACAGAUGAUUUUGUAUUGUUUAACUGAGCUGCAGUUCUGUUUCUCUGUAUUAUUGCUGCUGAAUGUUGAGUUUGAGCUCCAUAAAACUCCACUAAACCCUCUCCCUGUUGCUACUGGAUGCAGGUCUGUUUAUAGCUCUACUGCAGAAUGAAUGACUUGAACUUUUGUACUUUUUUGUUUUGGGAAUGAGUGAAUUAAAUUGAGGCUUUGGGUGUGCCAAAUAAUGAAAUGAA
Acanthochromis polyacanthus (spiny chromis) is the source of this 4208-nucleotide messenger RNA. It is a transcript of the gene ern2, whose product is annotated as endoplasmic reticulum to nucleus signaling 2. Gene Ontology annotation, molecular function: protein serine/threonine kinase activity; RNA endonuclease activity; ATP binding. The record is from RefSeq and is a predicted model, not a curated record. Gene Ontology annotation, cellular component: IRE1-TRAF2-ASK1 complex. Gene Ontology annotation, biological process: protein phosphorylation; mRNA processing; IRE1-mediated unfolded protein response. Lineage: Eukaryota; Metazoa; Chordata; Actinopteri; Pomacentridae. The transcript has 24 exons. Bases 214 to 3150 code for a protein of 978 amino acids.